Saccostrea echinata is the source of this 2645-nucleotide messenger RNA. Its product is annotated as heparan-alpha-glucosaminide N-acetyltransferase-like. The transcript has 17 exons. Bases 5 to 1915 code for a protein of 636 amino acids. Lineage: Eukaryota; Metazoa; Mollusca; Bivalvia; Ostreida; Ostreidae. The record is from RefSeq and is a predicted model, not a curated record.
UCUUAUGACCAUGGCUGUUUUGAGUAGAAAGAGAAGAUGUAUUUUACAUGUUCUUUGUGUAAAUAUUCUGUGUCAGAUAUCUCCUAGUCUUGCUGUGACGAGAGAUUUACCAAUACAGUGUGUCACAGCUGAGGAUAAGAUGAACAAUGCCAGACUGAACAUUCUCUACACAUCUGGUAGUGUCCCUCCAAAUGAUUUGUACAGCAUUGUCUUAUAUUACCAGACUGAAGAAUGCUUUAAGUGCCCUUUAAUGAAAAAAGUGGUUAUAUCAAAUAACUCUACAUGUAAUAUUUUGAUUGACUCAAGAUGGAAAGCAAGAAUAGAAAUACGACCCAAUAACACAGAUGUUGUUAAACAAGACAAAUCUUGCUUGGAGGCAAAGUUAAGUAGAAAACUUCAUGAAUAUGGGGAAUAUGAUUUGUAUGUGGCAUUUAGUCCCUCCAGCACUGGAAAAGAAACACAAAAUGGCUCAAUUAAAUGUAAAGAUCCAGUAUUGACAAAUAUGCCAGAUGAUUCCUACAUUCCAAUAUAUGUUGCCAUUGGUUGUUUUGCUGGUGUGGCUAUCAUCAUAGCAAUUGGAAAAUUUCUAUACAAAAAAAGAUGGUAUUGUUUAAACAGACUGUUUCUGACUACUGGAAAUGAAAGCUUGAUAAACCCAGGGGCCUACACAUCAGAAGAUCUGGGCGUGAUGCAGACAACAAUAAACCCAGCAGAUGAACAAGACAACAGACCAAAGAAAGAGAGACUCAAGUCAUUAGAUACAUUCAGAGGAAUCAGUUUGACCAUCAUGAAUUUUGUGAACUAUGGGGGUGGUGGCUACUGGUUUUUUGACCACUCUGACUGGAAUGGUCUGACUGUGGCAGAUCUUGUGUUUCCAUGGUUUAUUUGGAUUAUGGGCACAGCCAUGGUGUACUCAUUUACAGGACUGUUAAGAAGAGUCACCCCCAAACACAAAAUUUUCUGGAAAAUAUUUAAGAGGAGCUGCAUUUUGUUUGUGUUGGGUUUACUGAUAAACACGGGAGGAUGUGAGGCUACUGCUCUUACUAAGCUGAGAAUACCUGGCGUAUUACAGAGGUUCGCUGGAACAUACUUUGUCGUGGCAUCCAUUCACAUGUUUUUUGCCAAAACAGUGGAUGUUAGCAUGUACACCUACUGGGGCUUUAUCCGAGACAUUGUGGAUUAUUGGCUGGAAUGGAUAUUUUAUCUCGUUUUUGUGACUGCCCAUAUUGUUAUCACCUUCGUAUUAGAUGUACCGGGCUGUCCCAAAGGAUAUGUAGGACCUGGUGGUCUACAUGAAAAUGGACAACAUAUGAACUGUACAGGUGGUGCUGCAGGCUACAUUGAUAGAAAAGUGUUUGGGGAAGGACACAUCUACCAAAGCCCUACAUGCAAGGAGAUAUAUAAAACCACAGUGCCUUAUGAUCCAGAGGGGCUUUUAGGAACACUGAAUUCCAUAUUUUUGUGUUUUUUAGGGUUACAGGCUGGUAAAAUUUUGAUGACAUAUAAAGAGCCAGCAGCCCGAGUGAAGAGAUUUAUAAUUUGGGGGGUAAUUUUGUGUAUAAUUGCCGGUGCUUUAUGUGAAUUUAAAAAAGAUGGAGGAGCAAUUCCAAUCAAUAAAAAUUUAUGGUCAUUAUCUUUUGUUCUGUGCAUGGCAGGCUUUGCCUUUUUCUUGUUAGCAUUUUGUUACCUUACCAUAGAUGUUUAUAAAGUGUGGAGUGGGGCACCAUUUUAUUUCCCAGGUAUGAACCCUAUUCUGUUGUACAUGGGACAUGAAGUUUUACAUCGUCAUUUUCCAAUCAGCUGGAAAGUGUCUUCUGAACAUUUUGCUCUACUCUUUAUGGACUUAUGGGGCACAGUAUUCUUUGUCCUUGUAGCACUGGUUUUGUACAAGAAGAGACUUUUUUUCUCCAUUUGACAUGUAUGUGACAUUAAGGUUCAAAAUCCAUUUCAGUCUACUCUUUAUGCAUUGCUCACAUUGAAAUCAGAUACCAUUUGUUAUGUCAAAUAGUGCCAAAUAUGGGGAUUAAAUCAGAGCAAGUUUUCUCUGUAUUGAAAACAUCAGUAAAUUUUAGUUUGGUAAACCAUAGUCAUGUUUUGUAGCAACAGUAACAGAAAUUGACUUUUGGGAAUUUUUUUUUAAUAAUAUGCACUACAAUCCUCUCAAUAACCUGUUUAAGCAAUUCAUUUUAAUACAACACAGCCUAAUUCUAGUUUGUUAAUGAACUAUAAAUAUCUCUCUUUACAUGUACCGCAAAUUAACUCAAAUUUCAAGAAAAGUUAGCCUUGCCAGUGUCCAUGCAGUAGACAGUGUGAUGAUCUGAGUUGUAUGGUAUGAUAAUAUGAUUUAUCAUUUCUAAGGUUGAAUAAGACAUGUAUCAAACAGAUUUGACACUUUGGAAUUUAUGACAAUUUGACUUUAACCAUUUUCAUAUGAUGUUAGAGUAUGUCCUUCCGUUCAGUUUUUUUAAAGUACUUAUAUGUACAUGUGUAUACUCUAAUAGCAGCUACAAUUAAUGUAUUAAGGAAAAACCUUUUUGGUUUUGUUUUAUUCAUCAUGGGUUGUUGCAUUCAUAUUACAUGAAACAUGAUUUAUUGUACAGUGCAAUAUACAACUUUAAUAAAAUUUAUAUACACGAUUUCACUUA